AUGAAGGAUCCAGGGAGUUUCACAUUGCCAUGCUCGAUAGGGGGAAAAGAAGUCAGAUAUGUGCUGUGUGAUUUGGGAGCGUGUAUAAACCUAAUGCCCUCGUCAAUCUUCAAAAAGUUAAAUAUCGACAAAGCAAGACCCACCACGGUUACGUUGCAGUUGGCCAAUAGAUCAAUAACACAUCUAGAGCGCAAAAUAGAGGAUGUACUUGUGCAAGUAGAUAAGUUUAUCUUCCCUGCUGACUUUAUCUUAUUAGAUUAUGAAGCUGAAAUCCUGCCUAUCAUCUUGGGUCGCCCAUUUCUUGCAAUAGGGCGAGCAUUGAUCGACGUACAGAGAAAAGAACUUACCAUAAGGGUCAACGAUCAGCAGGUUAAGUUUAACGUCCUCAAUGCGUUGAAAUACCCGAGUGAUAUGGAAAAUUGUCAAUAUGUUGGGGAAUUGCAGGAAGAACAUUGGCACGAGCCCCUAGAAGAAUUGGAGGAAGAAGACUUUGGGAUCGGCGCAAUGUGGGAGGAAAAUUGCACCGCAAUUCAAAUUGAGUCAGAUUUUGAAACAAUCAAGUUAUCUGAAUGA
Messenger RNA from Benincasa hispida (wax gourd), 573 nucleotides. RefSeq lists its product as uncharacterized. NCBI's taxonomy places the organism in Eukaryota, Viridiplantae, Streptophyta, Magnoliopsida, Cucurbitales, Cucurbitaceae. The record is from RefSeq and is a predicted model, not a curated record.